This is a messenger RNA of Centruroides sculpturatus (bark scorpion), 3787 nucleotides long. Its product is annotated as neuroligin-4, X-linked-like. Gene Ontology annotation, cellular component: cell surface; synapse; postsynaptic membrane. Gene Ontology annotation, biological process: postsynaptic membrane assembly; modulation of chemical synaptic transmission; presynaptic membrane assembly. Bases 617 to 3643 code for a protein of 1008 amino acids. NCBI's taxonomy places the organism in Eukaryota, Metazoa, Arthropoda, Arachnida, Scorpiones, Buthidae. Gene Ontology annotation, molecular function: signaling receptor activity; neurexin family protein binding. The transcript has 9 exons. The record is from RefSeq and is a predicted model, not a curated record.
UUCUGAAUAUUUUUCGGUAUUCUUAAAGAGUAACCAUAUAUUACGAGUAUCCAACACACAGCGAGGCAUUAAACUUGUUUUUCUUGCCCCUCUCUUAACAAUUGAAUGGUUUGGUGUACUGAAGAAAACUGAGAAUAGUUUCCCAACCCUAUUUUCUAACCAGUGAACGAGGUCCGUCUGUUAGACGCAUGCGUCGAACAGAUUGGUUCGUUAUUCUACAACAUAAGACGGCAGAGUGCAUUGAGAGACGAUAGAAGCCGAAUAUGACGCUGUAGUGCGAAAGGUAUUGUUUUAUUUUCUAUCUUCUUUAACCAUACAAAACAGUUUUUAAAAAUUUAAUUCGUGCUUUUUCUAAAAGAACUAUACAAAGAGAACGUUUUACAAUCUUUUUAUGACUGUUUCUUGUACUAAAAAAAAGAAGAAGAAGAGGAAAAAAAUUUUUUCUGAUGUUUUUUUAAUGAGGUGUGUGUAUGUAUAUAUAUAUAUAUAUAUAUAUGUAUAACACACGUAUAUAUAUGUAUGUGUAUAUAAUUGGUAAUAAGUGUUAAUUAUGGUGGAACGUUCUGGUGACUGUAUACGACAUAAAAGUAGAAGGAAACUAAACAGCUGAAAUUCGAUGAUGAUAGUCCAGACGCAUUUCAUUCUGGAAUUGAUGGUUGUGGUGAAGAUGUACCAAUUGGUCACAUCGGAUCUACAUCGUUUGAGUUCGCGUGUGGUGACCACUAAAUACGGUGCUCUCCGAGGUUCCAUUGGAACGCUUUCGAAUCAUAAAUUACAAUCUGUCGAAGUAUUUUUGGGAGUUCCGUAUGCUAGUGCACCUGUGGGCUCAUUACGGUUUAUGCCACCGGUUACUCCACCCCAUUGGAAAGGUGUCAAGAAUGCGGACCAGUUCGGUUCCGUCUGUCCUCAACGUCUUCCGGAUAUUACUAAUGAAACGGAAGCUCUACGUAAGAUGCCUUCCGGUCGUCUACAGUAUCUUCGCAGACUUCUACCUUAUCUUGUCAACCAGAGUGAAGAUUGUCUCUAUCUCAACAUUUAUGCUCCAGCAGUAGUGGGACGAGAACCUAUUAGAUUACCUGUUAUGGUGUAUAUCCAUGGUGAAUCCUACGAAUGGAAUUCUGGAAAUCCUUACGAUGGUAGUGUUCUAGCUAGUUUUGGUUCUGUUGUGGUUGUAACCAUAAACUACAGAUUGGGUGUUCUAGGUUUUCUUCCCGCUCUAGAUGGAUCAUCUCGAGGCAAUUAUGGUCUUAUGGAUCAAGUUGCAGCUCUUCACUGGAUCCAAGAAAAUAUCGGAGAAUUCGGUGGAGAUGCCAAUAACGUUACGAUAUUUGGACAGGGUUAUGGUGCAGCUUGUGUGAAUUUACUUAUGAUAUCACCAAUGGCUAAGGGUCUAUUCCAAAGAGCUAUUAUGCAGAGCGGUUCUGCAUUGAGUCCUUGGGCAAUAGCCAAAGAGCCUUUACUUUACACUCAUCGAUUAGCCGAACAGUUACAUUGCCCCACUCACGAGAAACUUGCAUUGUUGGAUUGUCUAAGACACCGUUCGGUAUCCGACAUCAUGAAAGUAUCUUUGGCCAUUCCAGAUUAUCUAACAGCAUUCGGUCCAACAGUCGACGGUGUAGUCAUACCCAACGAACCUUUAUUAAUUAUGGAAGAUGCCAAGAGUUUGUUUGCUAAUUACGAUCUCCUACUGGGUGUUAAUAGAGUCGAAGCUUAUUUCCAAUUUUCCUCCAAAGAAGCCAAAAAUGGCAUUGAAAGUAAUCGACGUGAUCGCAUGCUAAGAACUUUGGUACGCAACGUUUUCAGUUAUCAUCUACAGCAAACUUUUCUAACAAUCGUAAACGAAUAUACAGAUUGGACUCGAUCGGUUCCACAUCCAAUUAGUACAUUAGAAGCCACGGCUGAUGCAUUGGGUGAUGCAUUAAUCGUGGCACCAGUCAUAAAAGUCGGUAAUCUUCAUUCAUUUAUAACUACGCCAACGUAUUUAUAUGUAUUCAAUUACAAGACGGAAGAAGGUGAUUAUCGUUAUGGAUUCGGAUGUAUUCAUGGUGAAGAACUGCCUUACGUCUUUGGUUCUCCAUUAAUCGGUACUAUGACUCAUUUUCCACAAAAUUAUACCGAGAACGAAGUUAGUUUAUCAGAAACAAUUAUGUCAUAUUGGCUUAAUUUUGCUAAGUAUGGAGAUCCAAAUUAUUUCUCACUAGAAGAUGAUUCAAUUGAUGAAAGAGAGAAAGUAAGAUCUGAAAAAUUAACUUGGCCCAUGUACAAUUCUGUACACCAACAGUAUUUAUAUAUUGGUCCGAAACCUAAAAUUCGUGACCAUUAUCAUGCUCAUCGUCUUUCAUUUUGGCUUAAUUUGAUUCCAAAACUUCAUGAUCCGCCGGAUGCUGAUGUUCCUUUAGAGCAUCAUUUACUGGAAGACCACCAUAACCUAGACAUGUACGAUGGCGAAGUACGUCAGAUCAUUAGAAAAGUUUCUUUAUCAUCGACAAUUUCCCCCUCUGUAGAUACUGUAUCCCACACUAGUUCUCCAGGGCUCGGAAACAACAGUGGAGAAAUGGAACUGAGUACGUCAACAACAUCAUUGUCUAACAACCAAGAUAAGCAUGCAACCAUCACUUCGUCUACCAACUUGACUGAUUCUUUAUCCGUGAUGAUGCAGCAAGGAGCUUAUUCGACUGCCCUCAGUGUCACUAUUGCCAUAGGAUGUUCCCUUUUGGUGCUCAAUGUACUCAUCUUCGCAGGGGUUUACUACCAGAGGGAUAAAAACAAACUCGAUACAAAUAUGUGGAAAAGAAAUUAUCAGAUAAUUAUCUUUACAGGUCCGAAACCUAAAAUUCGUGACCAUUAUCAUGCUCAUCGUCUUUCAUUUUGGCUUAAUUUGAUUCCAAAACUUCAUGAUCCGCCGGAUGCUGAUGUUCCUUUAGAGCAUCAUUUACUGGAAGACCACCAUAACCUAGACAUGUACGAUGGCGAAGUACGUCAGAUCAUUAGAAAAGUUUCUUUAUCAUCGACAAUUUCCCCCUCUGUAGAUACUGUAUCCCACACUAGUUCUCCAGGGCUCGGAAACAACAGUGGAGAAAUGGAACUGAGUACGUCAACAACAUCAUUGUCUAACAACCAAGAUAAGCAUGCAACCAUCACUUCGUCUACCAACUUGACUGAUUCUUUAUCCGUGAUGAUGCAGCAAGGAGCUUAUUCGACUGCCCUCAGUGUCACUAUUGCCAUAGGAUGUUCCCUUUUGGUGCUCAAUGUACUCAUCUUCGCAGGGGUUUACUACCAGAGGGAUAAAAACAAACUCGAUACAAAUAUGUGGAAAAGAAAUUAUCAGGUGAGAAGACCGAACGAAGGAGAUAUGAUACUGGAAGUUCCCACGAAAAACCCUACAAUGGCCCUUCCUACCCACGUAGGGCAGUAUCCUUUAGCUCAAGAUUAUCCAUCCCCUUUGCCGUCCCCUUCCCAAAAGGGGAAUCCUCUGCCACAGAGGAUGUCCCCAAAAGUCGCUUCGGCGUCACCGAAAGAAGCUUUACCAGAAGCCCAACCACUUCUGCCUUAUCCAGGACCUCGGAUGCUAGCUCCAGAAUGGCAGGGUGGCCAGGAAUUGCGAGUGCACUUCAAGGAUACGCGGCAGGAAACUACUGUGUAAUAGGAAGCAUCGACUGGAGACAAAGAGACUUGUAACAUAGAAGCGUUGCAGAAGUUAGUUUCAAAUUUGCAGAGGGGUAAGAGCAUUUUUUUUAUAAACAGUAAACAAUAAAAAUUCCAUACACAGAAUAACCAUUCGUAUUUU